ACACGCGAAGAAGUGGAAGUACGCGCGUUCCAUCCCCGCAAUCGUUCGUCGCGCGCGCUUCAUCGUGCGAUUUUAAAUUCCUUGGCCUUACUCUCGCCAUACACGGAUCGAAACGUCGCGAAGUUUCUACUGCAAGUGCUGUCCAGCCCAUUGGAGUUUUCUUUCUAUUUCGUAGCGUCGUGGCAGUUGAAGUUAGAUCGUUGUUUGUUGCACUGUUUGCUGUUGUUGUUGUUCUUGCUGUUAUUAUUAUACGUAGGCAAUCAUCUGAAGAGUUACGAAUUGAGGAGUUCGCGUGGAAAGCGCACGUCACCGAAUAGCGUUCUACGUGUGCAAUACGGGCGAGCGCACACCUAUUAAAGCAGCAACAAAAAAUCCCCAAGUUUGGAGCGAAAAGUCGUUUGUCAGCCCCAACGCUGUGCAGUGAGUUUCGCGCUUAGUGCUUACUUUUUGUGCUGCUUCUGCUUCUGCUGGUUCGGCAGCGAGAAGCAGUCAGUGGCCAACGAAUUCCUGGCCUCGGCGGCGACACGCAGCUUGUGGUGACGACCGAGUCGACUUCACCGGGCAGUCUUCGGCAUUCACGAUCCAUCACCCCGUACGAAGUAGUGGCGCUGCGCCAGCUAGUCGGCAAAGAGGUGGAGUAGGGAAUACUGUUGCUAUCUUCAGAUACUGCAACAGGCCGACUGCAUGCAGUGGAAGAAUUAUCGUCGGAUGCCAAAAUUUGUUGUUUAGUGUUUUAGUGAUUGUGCAUAUUUUGGGGUCACCUUAUUUGUAUAUGUAUAUGUUGAGUGCAUUUGUUAGGUGCAAUACUUAGAGCUAUAAUAAUUGUUGACAGUCGAAAGCGUGUUGUUGAAUCGAAAGCGAAAGCGAAGUGUGUGCCGCAUUGUGUCAUUCUCGGCGAGAAGCGGCGCCAACAACGGAAAAUUCCCAUCGUAGCCAUCACCUAGAUUGCAGUCAUCGUCACCGCGUUCGCAACAACCAAACGGUCAAAAAUACAGAGAUAGUGUCGGUCAAGAUUCGGACACAAUGAGGCAGAUCAAUCUGGAGGACACUCCACUGACGAUGGCGGCGAUCGUACGUCGUCGGGCGGAGGCUAUCAAGCACAACAGCGAGUGCGAAACGGAUGACCAGCGACACAAUCAAACGUUUCCGUCACUCUGUACAAGUACCAUCGCGGCAUCGGAUUCGGGCGUGUUCAUGUCUACCUCGGAUAUUGACCGGACUUACAGUGCGAGCACCAGCACGCAGCACCUGAGUGCCGUCGAAGAAUACACGGAAGGUCAAACGACACCGGCCAAGUCCCAUUACGUAAUCGGCGAACAGGACGAAGAUGAAGACGAAUGCCAAGUCGACGACGAAGAAGAGCAGGAGGACGAUGACGUCAUCGAACUGGAUCAAUCACACGAGAGCAAGACUGAUAAUAAGUUGAGUAAACGAGCUUGCCAGAGUCUACCGGACGUCAACAGUCCUCGGCCAACCGCUUUGAAAGCUAUUGGAACCACCUGUGAUAGUAGUAGUGAUAUACAAGUAGCACCUAAGAAGGACGAUAUUGAGCUGCGAUCCGCGCCGAAAACGGCCAAGCCGUGCGAUACGGGAGGCCUUGCCAAGCAAGCCACGGCACCCGUGGUGCCGGGGGCAGCUUCUCAGCGCAAAACAAUCGACCAUAGUCUGCUGCAGGCGUUCUCCAUCGAUCCGAAACUGAUCAACAAGUCCGACGGACUGGAGCACACGCUGUACUACAUCGACGAGAACGGCAGCCCCAAGCUGCGGGACAAGUUCGCCGUCCAGCAGCAGCUGGCCGACGAGAAGAAGCGCCGCAAGAAGGCGAAGAAGCUGGAGAAGUAUGGCGCGGACGGAGAGGAUGAUACGGCCCAGUGUACCUGCUUUAGCUUUAGUAGGCUAUCGAAGAAGUUUCGGGAUAUGUGUAAAGAUGGUUCAAAAGUGACAACGGUUGUGGCAACAGCCGGCCAGGGACCAGACAGACCACAGGAAGUAUCAUACACAGAUACCAAGGUGAUCGGCAAUGGAAGCUUUGGCGUCGUAUUCCAGGCGACGCUCUGUGAUACGGGGGAGCUAGUCGCGAUUAAGAAGGUGUUACAGGACAAAAGAUUUAAGAACCGAGAACUACAGAUUAUGCGACGGCUAGAACACUGUAAUAUUGUUAAACUAAAAUAUUUCUUUUACUCCAGCGGCGAUAAGCGUGAAGAUUUCCCCUUCGACAUGGGCAUUUUCGGCAGUGCUCUGCAAUCACAGAAAGACGAAGUUUAUCUCAACCUAGUGCUCGAAUAUAUUCCAGAAACCGUAUACAAAGUGGCUCGUUUUUAUGCUAAAAACAAACAGACGAUACCAAUCAAUUUUAUCAGGCUCUAUAUGUACCAGCUGUUCCGGAGUCUUGCCUACAUCCACUCGCUCGGUAUCUGCCAUCGUGACAUCAAACCCCAGAACCUGCUGCUAGACCCGGAGACGGCCGUACUGAAGCUGUGCGACUUUGGCAGUGCCAAACAGUUGCUGCAUGGAGAACCGAACGUGUCGUACAUUUGCUCGCGAUACUACCGGGCACCGGAGUUGAUAUUUGGUGCCAUAAACUAUACCACAAAGAUCGACGUAUGGAGUGCGGGAUGCGUACUAGCCGAACUACUACUUGGACAGCCCAUCUUCCCCGGAGACUCCGGUGUCGAUCAGUUGGUAGAAAUCAUCAAAGUCCUCGGCACGCCCACGCGGGAACAAAUCAAGGAAAUGAACCCCAACUACACAGAAUUCAAAUUCCCUCAGAUCAAGAGUCAUCCAUGGCAGAAGGUAUUCCGAGCACGUACUCCACCAGACGCGAUCGCCCUGGUGUCCCGAUUGCUAGAGUACACGCCGGGCUCCAGGAUUACACCGAUCCAGGCAUGCGCGCAUCCAUUCUUCAACGAGCUGCGGGAGGGCAACAAGACACUACCGAACGGGCGCGAGUUCCCGCCACUGUUCAACUUCACAGAGCAAGAGCUAGCGAUUCAACCAAACCUGAACCUAAUACUGAGGCCACGAAACCCGAACGACGCACGAGCCGGCCAGUCAUCAAGCUCGACGGACGGCGGCAACAGUGGCAGCGGCGGCAACGGUGCCGGAGCAAACAGCAGUACAGUUUCCGUCGGCGGUAGCACCAACAGCAACGCCAGCGGCGCAGGCAAUGGUGGCAGUAGCAAUAGUGGCGCCGCACCCGACAGCACCCAGGUGCAGGGUGGCGGCGCCAGCGGUAGCAACCAGGGGGUGGGAGCUGGGGCGCAAUCCGUCGGCGGUGCGGAAGAUAUUACGUCAUCACAGUCCGUACCCGGCAUUGACAGUAGUUCCAGUCAAGGAGCUAUAGCGUCAGCGGCAACUUCUACGAUGGGUUAGCUUUAAUUCUUACACAUAAAAUAUUAUAUUAUAUAUAUAUUUUUUAAUUUUAAAUUUACUAAUUUAACGCGAGGAUGGAAAUAAAACAAAAAAACCAAGUAAAUGAUAAAAAUAAGGCAAAAUUGUGAGAACAAAAGUUAAUAAAAUUGCUAGCAAGGAAAACGAAAAAAUUUCAGCAAAUCCAGAAUUACACAUUAAUAGACACACAUAGACGAUCUAAUUAAUAUUGUAAAACGACUAUAACAAAAAGAAAAAAAAACUCAUAGGUUCCAAGGAAAUGGAUAAGAAAAUAGGACGAUGAGAACACUGUUCAAUAUCUACCGUUUCGUUUUCGUUACCAUUCCGACUAGGUUUUGCGCAUAGUCGAAAUACGCGCACGGAACCUCACUAGUAAACCAUAAACAUCAACGACAAAAGAUAGAGGCAAAAAGUAAGAAAAAUAUUUCAAAUCAAUAUUAUUCUAACUAAGCAAAAAUUUAACACAGACACACUCACACACCAAUCUACUAGAGGAUCAAAAAUCAGUCACCGUAAAGCAAACAAAAAAGAAAAAUACACAAAACUUAUUCGUUCUGAAAAAAGUAGUUUCAAUUCGCUAGUUAUAGUUAUUAACAAUGGAACAAGUUCAGUUUUUCGUUCUCUUGUGACUGUUGUGCAAACUAAAAAAAAUAAAAAAAAAUCAUUGAUUAUAAUUGUAAGCCAACAAAAAAAAAUAUAUCCACAAUUGUAACACGAAUACGGAACCGUUGCUUGUGAGCUGUAAAAAGAGUCCGCGGACGCGAGGGGUCUUCCAUUGACGGAAGACUGCGUUGCCUUGCCGCGUGGCUUGACGUUUUUUGUUUUUGUUCUUCUCGGCUUUUGGUUGGUCCCCCUUCUAUUGGUUCUGUGUUCGUUUACCUGUUUCUUCCUUUGUGUCGUUUCAAUCCGGCCCUCUGGCAUAGUUGCGGCGCCUGCCAGGCUGGUGAAACCAGUUUCUUCUCUUGUUUAAGUCAUCUUCGAGGAAAGGGAGGAAGUGUAUAAUGUUACAUAAAAUUAUGGAGUAAUCUAAAUAAAAUCAAAGUGUUAUGUCCCCGGAGCUUUGCAAGAAGCAAAACAUAUGCGUUAAGGAUUGUGCGCGAUACGCGCAUGAUUUUUUAAGAAAAAGAAAAUUGUGUACGUGCAUCGGUUUCUAUAAUUUCAUUAACUAUAUAAACGAGAAUACUAAUGAAAGCGAGGCGAGCGUUGUACGUAUAUAUCUUGUGUAGUAGUGUGAAAAAUUUGUUUAUAUUACUAUUAUCGAAGUAAAGGAAAAUUUAGAUACUAAAAGGACACACAUUCGUAAAAAUGGAGAAAAAUACACAAGUACCACUAUAACUGCAAGUACAGAUAACAGAGUUGAGCGAUAGGAAGAGAGAGAGCGAACGUGCAUUAAAAAAUGAUAAAGCAAGCAGCAGGACAAAAUAGUAAGGAAAAUAAAUACAAACCAGCAUUAUUCAAACUUCUUCUAAUCUUUGAUACAUUUGUCAACCGAACCACACCAGAAAAACAAGAAUAGUCUCUCCAAUCAGCUGUGUCUGUUAGUAAAUGAACAGUAAACAAAAUACCCUACGCAGGAUACAUACAUAAUUAUAAUAAUCAAACAAUAAAUUAUUUUAAAUGAAAGGAAAUACAGAGAAAUCAGAAGAAAAAAAAACAAAAUGGAAAAACCUGUUUUUGUAGCAUAAAGAAAGUAUAUAUAUUAAAGCAUAAGUAAUUUAAAUUUGAAUCUAGAAGAAACACAGAGAAAAGAAACAGAAAAAGAGAAAGAACGCAGAUCUUCAUUGAUUAUUUAAUAAACGGCGAAGAAGAAACGGGAGCGCAAUUAUUGCGCCAAACUUGUGGUAAAAAAAGAAACUAGCCGAAAGUUGUAAUUAGCGUAAAACACACCUACACCCAAUUGGAAAAUGAUAUCGUUGUCGCCCUAGAGCAAGAAGUAACACAGUAAACCAAGUCAAAACACCCACAUACUUUCACCGGUAAACUAUUAGGUGGAAGCAGUAAUAUUCGAAACAGCAACAACAAAAAUUUAAAAAAUCAACACACACAUGUAACUGCUACAAUUUUUAGCUAUUAGAUAUUUUAAUCAGCUAGAAAAAAGUAAAUAAAGGAAAAAAUGUUAAGAGA
Messenger RNA from Armigeres subalbatus, 5514 nucleotides. RefSeq names its product glycogen synthase kinase-3 beta (gene sgg). Gene Ontology annotation, biological process: protein phosphorylation; signal transduction; negative regulation of canonical Wnt signaling pathway. Gene Ontology annotation, molecular function: protein serine/threonine kinase activity; ATP binding. Lineage: Eukaryota; Metazoa; Arthropoda; Insecta; Diptera; Culicidae. The record is from RefSeq and is a predicted model, not a curated record. Gene Ontology annotation, cellular component: cytoplasm; cytosol; axon. The transcript is spliced from 10 exons. Bases 1024 to 3372 code for a protein of 782 amino acids.